AUGGCUUCCAAGAUCCUGCUCUCCGUCCUCCUCCUCGCCGCGGCCUCUCCCGCGGCGCUGGCAGCCUUCGACGUGAUCCAGAUGCUGGUGGACAAGCCCCAGUACGCCGGGUUCUCUAAGCUCCUGGCGCAGACCAACGUGGCGGCGGAGGCCAACCAGCUCCGCGCGGCGUCGCUGCUGGUGGUCCCCGACAAGGCCGUCCAGACCCUGGCGUCGCUGCCCGCCGACAAGCUUCGGGCGGCGGUGGCGAACCACGUCCUCCUCAGCUACUUCGAUCCCAUCAAGCUGGACGAGAUGAAGAGCCGCACCGCGAUGCUCCCCACGCUCCUGUCCAACACCGACAAGGCCCUCGGCGUGCUCAACUACUCCAGGGCCGACGACGGGCAGAUGUACUUCGGCGCCCCCGGCGUGCCCUGCGUCGCCAAGCUCGUCAAGGUCGUCGCCGCGCGCCCCUACUCCGUGUCCAUCAUGGAGGUCAGCGAGCCCAUCCUGCCGCCAGGGUUCGGCAAACCCGUCGCCGCGCCCGGCCGCCGCGGCAAGGGUGGAAGAGGUGGCAGGGGUGGCAAGGGCAAGAUCAAGACGGCGUCGGCGGCCGGCCUUGACGAGUCCAAGAAGGCCACCGUGGAAGCAGCAGCGGGCAAGGCGUCCCCAGGCAGCCCCGGAUCCGCUGCGCCCGCUCCAGUACCCGCCUCUUAGUCGCCUGGCGCCUAGCGCCGCUGGCCAGCCGGCCGGCAUGUCUGCGCGCGUUGAGGAACGGAGCACCAGAAUGGAUGACCUAUAGAAAGGACGUACCUGGUAGCACCGUAUUACGACAGCUCGUCGCGAUUGCUUUUUUUUGCAUUUGGCUUGCUUGUAAUUUUCAGUACCGUGUAAGAGAGAUUUUACAGUACCAUGUACUCCACGAGAGAAAUCGUCUAAGUUAUUA
Messenger RNA from Setaria italica (foxtail millet), 925 nucleotides. RefSeq names its product fasciclin-like arabinogalactan protein 3. Lineage: Eukaryota; Viridiplantae; Streptophyta; Magnoliopsida; Poales; Poaceae. Bases 1 to 696 code for a protein of 231 amino acids. The transcript has a single exon. The record is from RefSeq and is a predicted model, not a curated record. Gene Ontology annotation, cellular component: plasma membrane.